UUCUCUUCUUUCUUUCUUCUUUAGUUCAACAGAAUUUAAAAAAAUACCAGGCAAGGGUUUCCAACAGAACAGCUAUGAAUAAAUACAAAGUAGAAUCUGGAGUUCAACUGCUGGCAAGAUUGACUAAGAAACCAGUUGUUGAAAACUUUUACUCAGAUCUGUUUCAGCCUGGAUUAAAGUGUGAUGAUGUUGUUGAAUUAAUAAGCAAUAGUAGUCAACAACUUCUGUUAGAUUUGAUUUCUGAAGCAAUAUAUCCCAAGAAUAAUACUGAGCCAUUGGGUGCCCUUGUAUUUAAUACAGCUAGUCAUUUUAAUUGCUAUGAAUUCAUCAAUGUGUUGAAGAAAAAGAUUGUAUCAACCUCAAGGGGGAAUUGUGAAACUGAACUAGAAAAUGUACUUAAAAGAAGUCUCAAUAAUUUGUUUACACUGGACAUUUAUGAUGCAACACAGUUUUAUACAUCUAUUCACAACUUGGACAAUAUAUUAGCAGAACAUCCAAAUAUCUCACUACUCAUAUUCAAUACUUUAACAGCAUUUUAUUGGUCUGAACAAGGCUCAAAAAUAACAAAAAUGGAUUUGUAUAUAAAAAAUUUACUGAAGAUGAUACAAAAAGUGGCUAAAGAAUAUAAAGUUAUCCUAAUAUAUACUAAACCAGAACAUUUUAGUUCCAACAAAGAAACAUAUAAAAUUGGAGAUGUUCCAAUGCCAGAAGAUGUAAAUUAUAAAGUCCAAAUAUUGGAUAGUAUUAGUAACACAUACCAAGUAAAUGUUAGAACAAUUGAUUGUUAUUAUGAGAAAAACAUGUUUAUAAUAAAUAACAAAAUAAAGUGGCAGUGAUAAUAAUUCAUGUUUUUCUUUGAACCCAGGAAAUAUACAGAUAAAGAAGUUUAAGAAAAAGUUUUUAUGCUUAUACUCAA
This is a messenger RNA of Helicoverpa armigera (cotton bollworm), 916 nucleotides long. RefSeq names its product DNA repair protein XRCC2-like. Gene Ontology annotation, molecular function: four-way junction DNA binding. Gene Ontology annotation, biological process: DNA strand invasion; double-strand break repair via homologous recombination. The coding region runs from base 75 to 836 and encodes 253 amino acids. The record is from RefSeq and is a predicted model, not a curated record. The transcript has a single exon. NCBI's taxonomy places the organism in Eukaryota, Metazoa, Arthropoda, Insecta, Lepidoptera, Noctuidae. Gene Ontology annotation, cellular component: replication fork; Rad51B-Rad51C-Rad51D-XRCC2 complex; centrosome.